Molecule: messenger RNA, 1765 nt
Organism: Gilbertella persicaria
Lineage: Eukaryota; Fungi; Mucoromycota; Mucoromycetes; Mucorales; Choanephoraceae
Product: T-complex protein 1 subunit alpha
Exons: 4
Coding region: 41-1711 (556 amino acids)
Biological process (GO): protein folding
Cellular component (GO): chaperonin-containing T-complex
Molecular function (GO): ATP-dependent protein folding chaperone; ATP hydrolysis activity; ATP binding
Source: RefSeq, a predicted model, not a curated record
CUUUAUAUUAACUCUUUCUUUCUUUUCAUCAUCUUACAGAAUGUAUCAAAGAGAACAAAGUAACUCUCUCUUUUUAGGAGGUGAACGUACAACAGGCCAAGAUGUGCGUUCCAGUAAUGUUCUUGCUGCUGCUUCUAUUGCUAAUAUCGUCAAGAGCUCUUUGGGUCCUGUUGGUUUAGAUAAAAUGUUGGUCGAUGAAAUUGGUGAUGUCACUAUUACUAAUGAUGGUGCUACUAUUCUUCAAUUACUCGAAGUAGAACAUCCUGCUGGUAAAGUGUUAGUUGAACUCGCUCAACAACAAGACCGCGAAGUAGGUGAUGGUACUACUUCUGUUGUCAUUAUUGCUGCUGAACUCUUGAAGCGCGCUAAUGAGCUUGUCAAGAACAAGAUUCACCCUACCACCAUCAUCACGGGUUAUCGUUUGGCUUCUAAGGAAGCUUGUCGUUUCAUUGCUAACGAAAUGUCUAUCAAGGUCGAUGCUCUUGGUAAAGAAUGUCUUAUCAAUGCUGCAAAGACUUCUAUGAGUUCCAAGAUUAUUGGAUCUGAUUCCAAGUUCUUUGCCAAUCUCGCUGUUGAAGCCAUGCUCGCAGUCAAAUCCACCAACAUUCGUGGUGAGACCAAAUACCCUGUCAAGGCUGUCAAUAUUUUAAAGGCACACGGUAAAUCUGGUCUUGAAUCUCAAUUUGUACGUGGUUAUGCCCUUAACUGUACUGUUGCUUCUCAAGCCAUGAAGAAGCAAAUCAAGAAUGCCAAGAUUGCUUGUUUAGACAUGAACUUGCAAAAGGCUCGUAUGCACCUUGGUGUCAACAUUGUAGUCGAUGAUCCCGACAAAUUAGAAGACAUUCGUAAGCGAGAAAUUGAGAUCACAACAGAACGUAUUCAAAAGAUUUUGGAUGCUGGUGCCAAUGUGAUUCUGACAACAAAGGGUAUUGACGAUUUGUGUUUGAAGUUGUUUGUUGAAGCUGGUGCUAUGGCUGUUCGUCGUUGUAAGAAGGAAGACUUGAAGCGCAUUGCCAAGGCAACAGGUGCUACUUUAGUUUCUUCUUUGGCCAACUUGGAAGGCGAAGAAACCUUUGAAGCUGCUUACCUUGGUCAAGCCGAAGAAGUUGUUCAAGAACGUAUUUCUGAUGAUGAAUGUAUUUUAGUCAAGGGCACCAAGAUCCAAAACUCUGCUUCUGUUAUCUUGCGUGGUGCUAAUGAUUACAUGUUGGAUGAAAUGGAAAGAUCACUUCAUGAUUCCCUUUGCGUUGUCAAGAGAACUUUGGAAAGCAACAGUGUUGUACCUGGUGGUGGUGCUGUUGAAUCUGCUUUGAGUAUAUACCUUGAAAACUUUGCUACCAGCUUAGGUUCUCGUGAACAACUCGCUAUUGCUGAAUUUGCUAAUGCUUUGCUUGUGAUUCCCAAGACACUUGCUGUUAAUGCCGCCAAGGAUUCUACAGAAUUAGUGGCCAAGCUUCGUGCUUAUCAUAACACUGCUCUUAAUGCUGAUGCUGAUGAUCGUAAGCGUGCUCUUAAAUGGUAUGGUCUCGAAUUGAUUGAUGGCACUGUCCGCGACAACCUCAAGUCUGGUAUUUUGGAACCUACCAUGUCCAAGAUUAAAUCACUAAAGAGUGCUACUGAAGCUGCUAUUGCUAUCUUGAGAAUUGAUGACUUUAUCAAGGUUGCACCAGAACCUAAAGGAAACCCUGAACAUGAUGGUCAUGGACAUUAAACACCUUGUAAAGAAAAUAAAAUAAUAAAAUAAAAAGAGUUUAUUUAAGAGAAA